AGAAAAGAACAUGGCUCCGGCGGCAGACAGCGCCGAGGGCGGCGCGGCGCAUCCGCGCUCCGGGCGCCACUGAUCGCCAUGGUGAACUCGAGCCGCGUGCAGCCGCAGCAGCCCGGGGACGCGAAGCGGCCGCCGGCGUCCCGAGCGCCGGGCCCGGGCCGGCUGAUGGCGGGCGGCCUCCGGGAGCCGCGGGGCCUGGAGAUCGAGAUGGAGCGCAUCCGACAGGCGGCCGCGCGGGACCCCCCGGCCGGAGCCUCGGCCUCCCCGUCCCCUCCGCUCUCGUCCUGCUCCAGGCAGGCGUGGAGCCGCGAUAACCCGGGCUUCGAGGCCGAGGAGGAGGACGACGACGAGGAGGUGGAAGGGGAAGAAGGGGGAAUGGUGGUGGAGAUGGACGUAGAAUGGCGCCCAGGCAGCCGGAGGUCGGCCGCCUCCUCGGCGGUGAGCUCCGCGGGCGCCCGCGGCGGGACUGGGGGGCUACACGGCGCGGGCCACCCGAGCGGGAGGCGGCAUCGGCGAGAGGACCAGGCCCCGCCGUGUCCCAGCCCGGCCGGCGGCGGGGACCCGCUGCAUCGCCACCUCCCGCUGGACGGGCAGCCGCCCCGAGUGGCCUGGGCGGAGAGGCUGGUUCGCGGGCUGCGAGGUCUCUGGGGAACAAGACUCAUGGAGGAAAGCAACACUAAUCGAGAGAAAUACCUUAAAAGUGUUUUACGGGAACUGGUCACAUACCUCCUUUUUCUCAUAGUCUUGUGCAUAUUGACCUAUGGCAUGAUGAGCUCCAAUGUGUACUACUAUACCCGGACCAUGUCACAGCUCUUCCUUGACACCCCUGUAUCCAAAAUGGAGAAAAAUAACUUUAAAACUCUCUCUUCAGUGGAGGACUUCUGGAAGUUCACAGAAGGUGCCUUACUGGAUGGGCUGUACUGGAAGAUGGAGCCUGGCAACCAAACGAGAGCUGACAACCGAAGUUUCAUCUUCUAUGAGAACAUGCUGUUAGGGGUGCCACGAUUACGGCAACUCAAAGUCAGAAACGGGUCCUGUUCCAUCCCCCAGGACUUGAGAGAUGAAAUUAAAGAGUGCUAUGAUGUCUACUCUGUCAGUAGUGAGGACAGGUCCCCAUUUGGACCAGGGAAUGGAACCGCUUGGAUCUACACAAGUGAGAAGGACCUGAAUGGGAGUAGCCACUGUGGAAUCAUAGCAACUUACAGUGGAGCUGGGUAUUACCUAGAUUUGUCAAGAACCAGAGAGGAAACAGCUGCCCAGAUUGCUGGCCUCAAGAGAAAUGUGUGGCUGGACCGAGGAACCAGGGCAACUUUUAUUGACUUUUCAGUGUACAAUGCCAACAUUAACCUGUUCUGUGUGGUCAGGUUAUUGGUGGAAUUCCCAGCAACAGGUGGUGUGGUUCCAUCUUGGCAAUUUCAGCCUGUAAAGCUGAUCCGCUAUGUCACAACUUUUGAUUUCUUCCUGGCAGCCUGUGAAAUUAUCUUUUGUUUCUUUAUCCUUUACUACUUGGUGGAAGAGAUAUUGGAAAUUCGCAUUCACAGACUGUACUAUUUCAGGAGUUUCUGGAAUUGUCUGGAUGUUGUGAUCAUUGUGCUCUCAGUGGUAGCCAUAGGAAUUAACAUAUACCAAACAUCGAAUGUAGAGGAGCUACUCCACUUUCUGGAAGAUGAAAAUACUUUCCCCAACUUUGAGCAUGUGGCAUACUGGCAAUUACAGUUCAACAAUAUAGCUGCUGUCAUAGUAUUUUUAGUCUGGAUUAAGCUCUUCAAAUUCAUCAGUUUUAACAGGACCAUGAGCCAGCUCUCCACAACCAUGUCUCGGUGUGCCAAAGACCUGUUUGGCUUCACCAUUAUGUUCUUCAUUAUCUUCUUAGCCUAUGCUCAGUUGGCAUACCUCAUCUUUGGCACUCAGGUUGAUGACUUCAGUACUUUUCAAGAAUGUAUUGUCACUCAGUUCCGUAUCAUAUUGGGCGAUAUCAACUUUGCAGAGCUUGAGGACGCUAAUCGCGUUUUGGGACCACUAUAUUUCACUACCUUUGUGUUCUUUAUGUUCUUCAUUCUUUUGAAUAUGUUUUUGGCCAUCAUCAAUGAUACUUACUCUGAAGUGAAAUCUGAUUUGGCCCAGCAGAAAGCUGAAAUGGAGCUUUCAGAUCUCAUCAGAAAGGGCUAUCAUAAAGCCUUAGUUAAACUAAAACUGAAAAAAAAUAGUGUGGAUGACAUUUCAGAGUGUCUGCGGCAAGGGGGAGGCAAGUUAAACUUUGAUGAACUUCGGCAAGAUCUCAAAGGGAAAGGCCAUACUGACGCAGAGAUUGAGGCAAUAUUCACAAAGUAUGAUCAAGAUGGAGACCAGGAACUGACUGAACGUGAACAUCAGCAGAUGAGAGAUGACCUGGAAAAAGAGAGGGAGGACCUGGAUUUGGAUCACAGCUCUUUGCCACGCCCCAUGAGCAGCCGAAGUUUCCCCAGAAGCCUGGAUGACUCUGAGGAGGAGGAUGACGAUGACAGUGGACACAGCUCCCGAAGGAGAGGCAGUAUCUCCAGUGGGGUUUCUUAUGAAGAGUUUCAGGUCCUGGUGAGACGUGUGGAUCGCAUGGAGCACUCCAUUGGCAGCAUCGUGUCCAAGAUUGAUGCAGUGAUCGUGAAGCUGGAGAUCAUGGAGCGUGCCAAGCUGAAGAGGCGUGAGGUGUUGGGGAGGCUGCUGGACAGUGUUGCUGAGGAUGACAGACUGGGUCGUGACAGUGAAAUCCACAGGGAACAGAUGGAGCAGCUGGUGCGGGAAGAGUUGGAGCGCUGGGAAUCCGAUGAUGCAGCUUCCCAGAUAGGUCACGGUGUAGGCACGCCAGUGGGGCUCAGCAGUCAGCCUCGUCCCAGAAACUCCCGCCCUUCCUCCUCCCAGUCCACAGAGGGCGUGGAAGGCGGCAGUGGAAAUGGGAGUGCCAAUGUGCACAUGUAGUUUGUGUAUGCGCAUUGGAGGUGAGGAGGUGGCCGUCCUGAGUUGCCGUGGCAAGUACACUAUUUGUAUACCAUGACUGCCGUGUAAUGCUGGUCUUUGUGACUGAUUGUUAAUCGUUUGCACUUUAAUUUAUUUUAUAUUAACGUUACCCAUAGAUCAAA
Molecule: messenger RNA, 3113 nt
Organism: Castor canadensis (American beaver)
Lineage: Eukaryota; Metazoa; Chordata; Mammalia; Rodentia; Castoridae
Gene: Pkd2
Product: polycystin 2, transient receptor potential cation channel
Biological process (GO): potassium ion transmembrane transport; release of sequestered calcium ion into cytosol; detection of mechanical stimulus
Cellular component (GO): membrane
Molecular function (GO): signaling receptor binding; voltage-gated calcium channel activity; muscle alpha-actinin binding
Source: RefSeq, a predicted model, not a curated record